This is a messenger RNA of Benincasa hispida (wax gourd), 1290 nucleotides long. Its product is annotated as pseudouridine synthase and archaeosine transglycosylase (PUA) domain-containing protein. NCBI's taxonomy places the organism in Eukaryota, Viridiplantae, Streptophyta, Magnoliopsida, Cucurbitales, Cucurbitaceae. Gene Ontology annotation, molecular function: RNA binding. The record is from RefSeq and is a predicted model, not a curated record. Gene Ontology annotation, biological process: formation of translation preinitiation complex.
UUAAAGAAAGAAAUAAAGAAAUCAAAUUACUAGUCAUCUCUUGAAUUCUCCCUCGGCAAGUCUCUCUCCACGAAAAUUUCUCCUUCAAGCCUUCACAGUGGUGCACCUCUCACUUAGCGCCGACCGCCCGCACCUCCCCUCGUGCCUCCGUCCAACGUUCAACGAUCGGUCGUCUGCAGAUCGCGCCGUCGCGCGCUAUCGUGGUCAUAGCCGCAUCUUCCCUCCAAUCGCCGCUGCCAUCGCCGGUGUUAUAGUCGUGGAUUUGGAGAGUUGUAAGCCUCUGUCCAGCAGGUUCAAGAGGGUUUCGGCGACCUUUUGAUUUGAAGGGCAUAAAUUACAAAAAUUACGGUAAUAACGUUUACAAGGAUUCUCCUCGAAUAACUCUGCGGCAUCAUGUUCAAAAAGUUUUCUACUGAAGACGUGUCUGCUCAGAAUCAAGUCAAGGCAUCAGUCCAACGGAAAAUUCGGCAAAGUAUAGCAGAAGAAUAUCCAGGACUAGAGCCAGUUUUGGAUGAUUUGCUUCCUAAAAAAGCUCCUCUGAUUGUAACUAAGUGUCAAAACCAUCUCAAUCUGGUUGUUGUGAACAAUGUGCCACUCUUUUUCAAUAUCCGGGAUGGGCCCUACAUGCCUACACUAAGGUUGCUUCAUCAAUAUCCCAACAUUAUGAGAAAAUUACAAGUAGACAGAGGUGCAAUAAAGUUUGUCCUUGCUGGUGCUAACAUAAUGUGCCCUGGUCUUACAUCCCCUGGGGGUGCCUUGGAUGAUGAAGUUGAAGCGGAAACACCUGUGGCAAUAAUGGCCGAAGGGAAGCAGCAUGCUCUUGCUAUUGGCUUCACAAAGAUGUCAGCAAAGGAAAUAAGGGCGACAAACAAAGGGAUCGGAGUGGACAAUAUGCAUUACCUUAACGACGGUCUUUGGAAGAUGGAACGCCUCGAUUGAUCACAAUAUCCAAAAGAAACAACAUUAGGGGACGAGGGCGAGGAGACACAACUUAGAGAACAAACUUUGUUUAAUUUUACACUAUUUUGAGUUUCUCGGUUAUGUUGUGUGGACAGACAAGAACAGAAUAGGGGUAACAAGUCUCAAGAAGCCUGUUUUGUCUCCAUAUUUUUAUACUUUUAUGAGGAACCAAUUCCCAAUUGUACUUAAAAUCCUUUUGCACUUCGCUGUGAAUCUGCUAUCCAUGCACUUUUUCACAUCGUCUUAUUCUAUAUUAAGAUAUUGAGGAUAUUUGGGUGCUGGAAUUUAUUUAAUAAAAGAAAUAAAAGAAAUAAAAAAAAAAAAAAAAAA